Messenger RNA from Girardinichthys multiradiatus, 5698 nucleotides. RefSeq lists its product as uncharacterized. NCBI's taxonomy places the organism in Eukaryota, Metazoa, Chordata, Actinopteri, Cyprinodontiformes, Goodeidae. Gene Ontology annotation, biological process: cell-matrix adhesion. The record is from RefSeq and is a predicted model, not a curated record. Gene Ontology annotation, cellular component: cell surface. The coding region runs from base 42 to 5327 and encodes 1761 amino acids. The transcript has 39 exons.
AUGAACUGAAGAGUAAGGAUGCCAUUAGAAGUAGGUUCCAGAUGGAGCUCCGUCCGUUCCUGGCCUCCCCGUCAACAAAUUUCCUCUCCUGCCUUGGCACCUACAACUUCAGCUGCCAGACAUAUCAGCUUGUCCUUGAGGCAUUCAGCAACCAAAGCCCAUUGAUGGACAACAACAGAAAGCGAACAGUGUUUACUCACUUCAUCCGACCGUUCCUUUCCAGAAAAGAUUUGCCAGACCCAGGUUGUGUGUCCUCUGCCGAUGGUAGUCAACUCUGGCUGCAGGCCAACCUUGGCAAUUUCUCUGCUUUUGCAACCAUAGAGGAUUUGCAAACCUUCAAUCCAAACUUCUCCAGUGCCCAAGCCUUGUCAGAACUGUCACCCUCUCAGGUAGCACAGUUACUGCUGAGCUCAGACAUCUCAAAUGACACAAAAUUUAUCGACCGAGUCUUUGAGCGACUGGAAAAUGGAAACGCUGUUGACAACGUGGAUGAAUUCUUUACAAAGCUUACAGAGCAGGAGGAGGUCCCAGAGUUCCAGGCUGACGUGAGGGAUCGCAUUAUGAACAAGACCUACAUCAUCAUCAGUCCCUCUUUCCCAGAGUUCACUGAACAGGACUUUUUUGGUUGGUUCCAUGUCAAACUGGUCCCCGUCCUUGCAAGUUUCACUCCAGAAAUGCUCCGAGGUGUAACUACCAACAUGAACUGCACAAACUAUCACAUCAUUGUGAGUGGGAUGGCCAAGGUUGUCUCUGCCAUACCUCAGCAAAGACUGCAAGAAAUUGCAGAUGUUUUACUGGAAUACCUGCAAGACUCUGCCGCUGUCAUCAACCAGCCAGAUUGCAGGACAGGAAUCAAGACUGAUGCCCAAUGGAUUGAAACAAACCUGGGUCCAUUUUCUCCAUACAUAACAUAUUCUGAGCUCAAAUUCUUCAACCUCUCUCUGAUAACUAUACUAGAUACACUCUCUCCUGGACAAAAAGCUGAAUUUCUCCUUCAACCCAACAAAUUGGCCAAUGACAGUCUUUUCAUAGCUGUAUUCAAACCUUUCACUGAGUCAGCCUCCCUCGAAAACCUUCAGUCUUUCUUUAUUGUGUUUGUGGAUAGUUUUGCAAAGACAAACUUGACUGCAGUUAACCCCAGCGUGCGUGAAAAUAUCCUAAAUCUGACAAUAACAGCACUCGUGCCAAAAUUCUACCAGCUAAAUUCUGAGGGCUUUAGAUUAUGGUUCCAGGUUUAUCUCCCUCUCUUCCUCUCAAGUGCCAACUCUACAACCUUUGAAAUCAUUCCAAGAAACAUCUCCUGCAGCUCCUAUCAACAAAUUGUGAAAGGAUUUGACAUGAUUAUCAGCCAGCUCUCUGAAGCACAGAAGCAAGAGGUUCUAAAGUUUGGAUUGGAUUAUCUCAAGGGCCAGGUGUCCUCAGGAGUUUCCUGUGUUGACUCUGGGACUGAAACUAAUGACAGAGGCUGGCUUGAGGACAAUUUUGGCCAGUUCCGUUUUCGUGCCUCUUUCCAAGAUUUUUUGUCCUUAAAGAAAGAUUUUAAAGGAGCUGAGGUGGCGGAUCUUCUUACAUUCAGUCAGCUGAAGGAACUUGCAGCAAUCUCCUCACAGCUAAAGGGAACACAAGAUGUCACAAAAGUCAUGACAGUCAUCAACCCGGCUCACUUUGCUGCUUUCUUUGAUUCGCUCUCAAAAGCUGUUGUGGCCCAGUCUGUGAACUACACGCAGGAGGUGAAAUCUGCCUUCCUCCAGGCGGUUUUUGACAGAGGGGGUCUUCCAGCUGUCGGUGAUGAUGACUUCCUGCAGUGGCUGAAACUUCUGAAUCCUUUACUUGUUGACCUUUCUCCAAAUCUGGUCACCCGCUUUGUCAACUUCGCUGCAAACAGGAGCUGUACCAUCAGCCAGGAGAUGAUAAACGUGCUUGACACAAUACAGACGACGCUCAGCAACAACACUAAAGCAGAGAUCUACAAAAACGUCCUCCUCUUCCUCCAAGUCCCAACGCCCCUGAAGUGCUACAGUGGUGGAAGCUUCUACCUCUUCCUGAAGAAGAAUUUCCUGAACUUUGGCUUUCCAGAUGUGUCUACAUUCAUAUCUCUUCUGCCACCAACACGCAAGUCUGAGCUCCUAAAUACCAUCAGCACAUCAGAGCUACGUCAGUUCCUCAGUCAGCCUGACGUCAUUGAUAUUGGUUUAGACAUCUGCACCAUCUUCAGCAACUACAACAACACCGCUGCCUUCCUACAAUCAGAGGACGUCCCAGAUGAGGUGAGGACGAUCAUCCUCCCCUGUGUGUGGCCUUUGGCUCUGAGCAGCAACAGAAGAUCUGAGGUAGAUUUGUGGUUUAAUGCGCGGUUGAAGAACUAUCUGAGAUUCCUCACCAAGGACCUCAUCAGCUCCACUGAAGUGCAGAAAGCCUCGUGUCUCUCCUUCCAGAAGCUGGUGUCCUUCAUGGGAAAUAACUUCACGUACACCAGUUCUGAGUUUGGACGGCAGGAUGUGUACGUCACCAUCAGGAGCUACCUGAGAGCUGGUUCUGGAGCCAGAUGUUACGAUCCCACCGACCCAGAUCUGAACUCAACUUCCUGGUUUGCCAACUACAUGGGAAUGUUUGUGAUAUUUAUCACUUUGGAUGAUCUCACCAGCUUUGUCAACCUCCACCUCACCACCUCUCAACUGGAGGUGUUUUUAGUGGAUAAGGAUAAUCUGAAGCUUUUUAACAACACAGCAAUCCCAAAAAACGUAACAAACUACUACAUCACGAAGCUUUUUGAGUCCCACCCAUCCUUCGAUGUCAUGAUGCUUCCAGGCUCUUGGCUGUGCUCCUCUGAUGUCCCAAGCUCGGCUUUUUCUUCUCUUACUGAAGCUGAGACCAUGACCAUCUUAGACAGGCUGAAGACAUUCUGCAAUGGAACAGAAGAUCCUGAGAGAUCUGCAGCUUUGGCAUCCAACAUCAAGGUCCUCACAGAGCAAACGUUCCAAGAUCUUGGAAGUGCCUCAUCAGGCCUGACAGCCAGCCAGAUCCUUUCAGUGUCCCCUUUAGUGCUGGUUUCCUCUUUGUUCACUCUGGGCUCAGUGAACACCUGGGGACAGGACCAGGCCAAAAUCAUCAUCCAGUCCAUCACCUCCUCAGGCUUUCAGAUCAACAGCGCAGCCUCCCUGGAGUCCCUGGGUACUCUUAUUGUUGGAGUUCCUUCAGAGUUGAUGGAGAACAUCUCAGCUUCUGAAGUACUCAGCGCCUCCAAGAACCAAACGCUUGUUUCCAACAUGCUGAAAGCCCCAAACGUCAUCCAGGAGAUUUUUGUCAGAAAGAUCAUUGCUGCAGACCCUAGUUUAGCUAAAGUGGUGCAGAAUGUUCCCGAUUCCUUAGCAACUGAGAUCCCACCCUCCAUGCUGGUAUUUACUGAAGGGACUGCAGACAUUACUGUGAUAAACAAGAAGACGUGGACAACAUAUCAGUCCACCAUGUUUUUUGCAAACCUGGCUGAGACAGAUUUUGACGUUGAGCAGCUUUCUCCAUCUGUACUACAAGGCUUCACAUGUAGCACAGUUAAGAAAAUGAGAAAAAACAGAAUAAAACAGUUGAUCCAUGCAUGUAGGCCAAGAAAAGGCAGGGCCAAGGUGGAGCUACAGGAACCACAGGUGACCUGCAUGUACAACCUGCUCCGUGACGACCUUUCUCAGAACUUAACAGAUUAUCCUUCAGACAUGCUUCUCUACUUGGACAUUCAAGAUGUCCAAAAAGAAAACUGCAGGUCUUACUUCUCUGCACUGGGUGCUGCAGACUUCACUGUAGCCUCCAGCAUCUUGAACAGGGGCCCAAAGAAGCUGAAAGAAGCCAGAAGAUGUUUGGGGAUCAGUGGCAUCAGCCUGAGCAGAGACAACGUGGAGGUCCUAGGGAACGUGGCCUGCAGCCUGGACAGAUCUGAUAUUGAGAACGCAGAUCCUCUCAUCCUGGAAAAACUCAAAGCCUGCAAAGACCUCUCUGACAGCCAAGUGGUUGCCAUGGAAACACUGCUGCUAUCUGGGAAAACACAAUACGGAAAUACAACAACCUGGAACCAACAAACACUAGAGGACCUUGGGACACUUCCUUUAUACUUCACAAGGAAAGUCUGGGGCAACUUCCAAGAUACAACAAAGAAAAAGUUCCUUAAGGGUUUCAUGCCCACUUUAAGGAAAGAAGAAACAGAGAAGAAGAAGCUCAAGAACCUGUUUAAACAGAUCAACCCUCGAAUAGCAAAACGAGGAGCAGGAUGCACUGUGGGCAACAUCACCCAGGUGACCAUUGGCAACCCAUCCUUCCCCUUUGGCUACAAUCUGAUGCAGUUUGACCUCUGCCUGGACAUCCCCAUUCUGAAAGAUAACCUUAAAUCCAUCUGCCAGAACGUGGAUGAAGAUGACUACCAAAAGGUCAUUCUCAAUAAGCUCAACCAGGCAUUCCCAACUGGAGUUCCUGAUCAGGAAGUACAGAUGCUUGCUUCAGUGUCUCGCACAGCAACACUUGAAGACAUCUCCAAAUGGAACAUCAUUACACUGGAUACCUUGGCAGCUCUCAUGAAACCUGAAGAUGGAACCUGGGAGAACACAAAGAGCAAAGAAAUCAUCACCAAGUACCUGAAUAACCCUGGAAAUUCACUGGGCAGCACAGAGCUGAACGUUAUUGACUCCAACCUGUGCUCCUUGGACACCAGCACGUUGCAGACCAUCACAGCAGACAGCAUCAGAAAUGCCAAGCUUCUGAAGGUGGCAUCAUGUUCAGCUGAGCAGAAGAGAGUCCUCUAUGAGAUCAGCAACAACUCCUUCAGCGGAUAUCGUGAUAAUCCGAUUAACUUUUACAACCUGAUUAAAGGCUAUCUAGGCGGAGCACCUCUAACAGAUAUUGUAGCAUUAUCAACCCAGAACAUCAGCAUGGAUGUCAACACUUUCAGGAGUCUGGAUAUCAAUGUGAAAACUAAUUUGACUGUAAGCAACGUCCGAGGUCUCCUGGCUGAAAACCUUCCAGAUCUGAAGCUGUUUGAGAAUGAUACUGUGGUUCAGACCUGGGUGAACCUACAGCUACAGUCUGACCUGGACACACUGGGUUUGGGUCUAAUCACCAACAGGGCCAGCCCGACAGCAGUAACUAGCUCAAACACAACCGGCGCACACGCGACAGUCCAGACUACUACAGAUGGCACUGUGACACAGGGAAACACAAACAGUACCCCUACACCAUCACAAUCUGCAACCACUAGUGGUGUCCUGGAGCUCACCAGAUCACCAGCCUCUGUUCUCCUGGCAGCUCUGUUCACAGCAGUUCUACGAGUACUACUGCAACCAGCCUAAAAUGCCCCACUGCAGCAACAUUUAUGGGGUUUAUAAGCAAAGUUUUUAUGUAAGGUAUAGUUAUUAUCAUUACUAGCUGGAUUAUUUGUUGUCAUGUAGAUAAAAUGCUUAAUUUCAACAGUUUAUUAUCUGCUUUGUUCUUUUCUAUAUUAUCAUCAUCUAACUGUCACUGAAGAAUCAACAAAAUCUUAACAUAACUAGUUGUAGGUGGAAAUUUGGGGAAAAUUAAAUAAUGUGCAUAAGUAAUGCAUGAAAAUGAUAAAUCAUAAAAAAAAUAAUUACAUUGGUUAUCCUUUCAAAUAUAAUCUUGUUCUUCUGUACUUUUAGCAGCAAUGUUGUUAUCUAAAUAAAUGAAAUCAGAUUAACACAGA